Messenger RNA from Pipistrellus nathusii (Nathusius's pipistrelle), 939 nucleotides. Lineage: Eukaryota; Metazoa; Chordata; Mammalia; Chiroptera; Vespertilionidae. The record is from the annotation of a GenBank genome assembly.
AUGGAGAGCGCUCUCCCUGCGGCCGGCUUCCUGUACUGGGUGGGCGCAGGCACUGUGGCCUACCUAGCCCUACGCAUCUCGUACUCGCUCUUCACGGCCUUUCAGAUCUGGGGUCUGGGUCACGAGCCUAGGGUUGGACCGGGGCUCGGUGAAUGGGCAGUUGUCACAGGUAGUACUGAUGGAAUUGGAAAAUCAUAUGCAGAAGAGUUGGCGAGGUGUGGAAUGAAGGUUGUCCUUAUCAGCAGGUCGCAGGAUAAACUGAACCAGGUUUCCAGUGAAAUAAGAGAAAAAUUCAAAGUGGAAACAAAGACCAUUGCUGCUGACUUUGCAUCCGAAGAUAUAUAUGAUAAAAUUAAAACAAGCUUGGCAGGCCUUAAAAUUGGUGUUUUAGUGAACAAUGUGGGAGUAGCAUAUGAGUAUCCUGAAUUCUUUUUGGACAUUCCAGACUUGGACAACACCAUCAAGAAAAUGAUAAUUGUUAACGUUCUUUCUGUUUGUAAGAUGACACGCUUAGUGCUGCCUGGCAUGGUAGAAAGAUCUAAAGGCGUGAUUCUGAACAUCUCCUCCGCCAGUGGCAUGUAUCCAGUUCCACUGCUGACCAUCUACUCUGCAACCAAGGCUUUUGUAGAUUUCUUCUCUCAGUGCAUCCAUGAGGAAUAUAAAAGCAAGGGCAUCUUUGUGCAGAGUGUCCUGCCCUUCUUUGUCGCUACGAAACUGGCUAAAAUCCGGAAAACAUCUCUGACCAUACCCUCUUCAGAGGCAUAUGUGAAGUCGGCGUUGAAAACAGUGGGGUUGACAACCCGAACCAAUGGAUAUCCGAUCCAUUCUCUUAUGGGUGUAUUUGCCUCCAUGGUGCCUUCUUGGUUAUAUAUGAAAAUGAGCAUGCGUAUGGGCAUGUCCACGCGGGCUCGCUAUCUGAAGAAAGUCAAGAAGAACUAA